CCCUAGAGGGGACGGUAGAGGACCCCAGUCCACGAUGGCGAUGGCUUGGUCCCCAGUGUUGCUUGGUGUCAUCGUCUUGCUGUCUGCCUUCCCAGGGCCUUGUGAUGGAGGCCACCCCAUGCCCAAGCUGGCUGACCGGAAGCUGUGUGCUGAUGAGGAAUGCAGCCACCCCAUCUCUAUGGCGGUGGCCCUUCAGGACUACGUGGCCCCCGACUGCCGUUUCCUGACCAUACACAGGGGCCAAGUUGUGUAUGUCUUCUCCAAGCUGAAGGGCCGAGGGCGGCUCUUCUGGGGAGGCAGCGUUCAGGGAGAUUACUAUGGAGAUGUGGCUGCCCGCCUGGGCUAUUUCCCCAGUAGCAUUGUCCGAGAGGACCAGACCCUGAAACCUGGCAAGAUCGAUUUGAAGACAGAUAAAUGGGAUUUCUACUGCCAGUGAGCUAAGCCUACCGCUGUCCCUGCCGUUUUCCCUCCCUGGCUUUAUGCAAAUACAUCAACCGAGUGCAAAC
Molecule: messenger RNA, 506 nt
Organism: Propithecus coquereli (Coquerel's sifaka)
Lineage: Eukaryota; Metazoa; Chordata; Mammalia; Primates; Indriidae
Gene: MIA
Product: melanoma inhibitory activity
Exons: 5
Coding region: 35-436 (133 amino acids)
Biological process (GO): extracellular matrix organization
Molecular function (GO): protein binding
Source: RefSeq, a predicted model, not a curated record